Ogataea parapolymorpha DL-1 is the source of this 966-nucleotide messenger RNA. RefSeq lists its product as uncharacterized. The transcript has a single exon. The record is from RefSeq and is a predicted model, not a curated record. Lineage: Eukaryota; Fungi; Ascomycota; Pichiomycetes; Pichiales; Pichiaceae. The coding region runs from base 1 to 966 and encodes 321 amino acids.
AUGAGCGUACUUGAUUUUUACUCAGAAGAUGUUGUGGCGGCUGAAGAGCCUGAAAUUCUAGAAACCUCAAAUCCAGUAUACUUCGAUGAAUCCUCGUCUUCUUCUGAAAUUAUUCAUCCAUGUGUGUCGUCAGGUAUUACGACUUAUACGCCUAAUCAAGAAAAUUUGUCAAAACUUGAAAGUCGGUUACACUUCAGACAGCUGGAGCAAUCCCACGGAUGUACCCCAAACACCCUUAUUGACUCCGAAUUACUUGUUGAUGAAUUCUUAAACAAGUUACGCGAACGUGUCAUCUCGUCAAAAUCAGAAAGUGAGUCGCAAGAGUGGACUUUAAUCAUUGGAACUCUGAAAAAAAAGAGUCGAUUGCUUCGCAAUGCAUAUGAGACAAGGCAUAGUAAGGUGAACCAUGAUGAGCCUGAACUAAGUUUAAAUGCCGAUUCAGAGACCGUUUCGAAAAUUCUUUUAUUAUUGGAAAAAGUAGAAAUGCUGGAAAACUUGACAGGAACCGAAUGCAGAUCUAGUGAAAGUGGUAGUUUUCAGUUGCAACUUAAUGCUCUGACUCAGAAAAUUGAGAUUCUGAUGGCGUGCAUGUCCCAGCGGAGCAAAGAUGUGCCUACCAAAGUAGCCAGUACUGAUAGCUUGUUCUCGAUCGAGAGAGAGAGCUCUUUGCUUCAAAAGAUUGAAUACCUGUAUGAUAGGUAUGCAUCAUUGCGCAUACCUAACUUGGAGAAAGUCAACACUAAAUUAAAAUCCAUUGGUUUGAUGGCGACUUCAAUUGCUCCUUCAGGCGACUUUCUCAACAACAUACACAGCGAAUUCAAUGCGAUGCAACGUCAAAUUACAGAUUGGGAGAACAAACUUUCUGAUUUUGAGGCACACAUGGCCGACAACCGCAAAAUGAUUUGGGAAAACCAAUCUCAAGUGGAUACUUGGAUCAAAAACCUAGAAAAAAAGUUAUACAAUUAA